AUGAUUCCCCUCAUCUGGACGAUAUUGGUGCUUCAUGUUGCCAUUUUCCUGGUGAACACCAUUGGCGCGACAACCAUUGACAACCUGAUAUGGAAUAUCUACCUGAAACUCCCAACGUCGUUGCACCAAACCGCCCAGGAACAAAGCAAACUGAAGCGCGAGGUAGUCCAGCUCAAGCGGGAGAUGAACAAUACCAGCUCGCAGGAUGAAUUCGCAAAGUGGGCUAAACUGCGGCGCCGACACGACAAGGCGCUGAGCGAUUACGAGGCUCUGAACCAGGAACUGUCCUCGAAGAAAUCCUCGUUCGACUGGUUUAUCAAGACUGCGCGGUGGCUCAGCACGACGGGCGUGAAGAUCUUCAUCCAGUUCCGAUACUCCAAGACCCCUGUUUUUGCUCUCCCGGGCGGCUGGCUUCCUUACCCUGUGGAAUGGUUGUUGUCGUUCCCUCGUGCCCCGCAAGGCUCGGUGAGCGUCCAGGUUUGGAACAGCGUGUGUGCGACGGCAGUUACGGUCAUUGCUGAGAUCAUCACGGGAGCAGUUCUACAGGUCCAGGGGAAAGCGCAGGCGGUCCCUGCUACGGCUAAGAAGCAAUGA
Messenger RNA from Aspergillus puulaauensis, 594 nucleotides. It is a transcript of the gene GET1, whose product is annotated as guided entry of tail-anchored proteins factor 1. The record is from RefSeq and is a predicted model, not a curated record. Bases 1 to 594 code for a protein of 197 amino acids. Gene Ontology annotation, biological process: tail-anchored membrane protein insertion into ER membrane. Gene Ontology annotation, cellular component: GET complex. Lineage: Eukaryota; Fungi; Ascomycota; Eurotiomycetes; Eurotiales; Aspergillaceae. The transcript is spliced from 3 exons.